AUGGGGAGCCUGAUGCGGAGUUCGUCCAGCGCGUGGCAUACAGCUGGGCGAGCGUUGCGUGUGAUGCGGCUGUAUUCUACGGCUAAGGGCCACGACCGACUCACGAGCACGUCGGCGAUGGAGCACAAGCUGCAGCAUCCUCACCGCAAACUGCCACCUCUGCCACACCUGGAUCGUCCUGUAAUGGAAGCGGGCGAGGCGGUGAGCAAUAUCUUGUACAAUACGCCGCCGCCCAGUACACAGCCGUUUCGGCGUCAUAUUCUGAAUAUGUUUGUGCAGGAUGAGCCGGGUGUACUGGCUCGUGUGUCUGGCUGCCUGGCCGCACGUGGUGUGAAUAUCGAUUCGCUGGUGGUGUGUGCGACGGAUGUACAGGACUUGUCGCGCAUGUGUAUUGUGCUGCGUGGCCAGGAAGGCACGAUCGAGCAGGUGCGUCGGCAGCUGGAGGACUUGGUGCCGGUGUGGGCCGUAGUGGACUACACCAACACGGAUGUGAUUGAGCGUGAGAUUAUGCUUGUCAAGGUAUCGACGCUCGGUCCUGAGUACUAUGAGCAGAAUCACUUGGGUCUGGCCGAGGAGGCCGAGCACGAAGUGGACUAUGCUGUGGCGCAGGCUGACGAGCACAGUGCGCCGCCGAUGCAGCCGGCGCUCACGUCGACGCAGGCGCUCUCCAUCAAGAACGACAAUCUACGCUCGAUUAUUGCGAUUGCCGGGCAGUUCUCCGGCGAAGUCGUCGAUGUGAGCGACGCCAGCGUGAUUGUGCAGCUGUGUGCCAAGACGACGCGCCUCGACGCUUUUUACAAGCUGAUGCGUCCCUUUGGCAUUCUCGAGCUCUCACGCUCUGGUACGAUGGUUUUGCCGCGCACGCCCAUCAAGUCGGCGUGGAAGAGUCUGUCAGACCGCGAGGAGCUGGACCGCCGCGUCGAUAUGGACGCGUCGAUGCUGCCGCCUGGAUGA
This is a messenger RNA of Malassezia restricta, 954 nucleotides long. Its product is annotated as acetolactate synthase I/III small subunit. Gene Ontology annotation, biological process: branched-chain amino acid biosynthetic process. Gene Ontology annotation, cellular component: mitochondrial nucleoid; acetolactate synthase complex. Lineage: Eukaryota; Fungi; Basidiomycota; Malasseziomycetes; Malasseziales; Malasseziaceae. Bases 1 to 954 code for a protein of 317 amino acids. Gene Ontology annotation, molecular function: acetolactate synthase regulator activity. The transcript has a single exon. The record is from RefSeq and is a predicted model, not a curated record.